Oncorhynchus nerka (sockeye salmon) is the source of this 5097-nucleotide messenger RNA. RefSeq names its product low-density lipoprotein receptor class A domain-containing protein 3-like. Gene Ontology annotation, cellular component: plasma membrane. Lineage: Eukaryota; Metazoa; Chordata; Actinopteri; Salmoniformes; Salmonidae. Gene Ontology annotation, molecular function: protein binding. The transcript has 6 exons. The record is from RefSeq and is a predicted model, not a curated record. Gene Ontology annotation, biological process: receptor-mediated endocytosis. The coding region runs from base 238 to 1296 and encodes 352 amino acids.
CCCGAUCCCCACUCACUCCAACUCCCAUGCCACCCAUCCUCCCUAGCCCUUAUCCCUGACGUUUGUCCCAGCGAUAAUCCACCUCUUUUCGCAAGCGAUUUUAGAACUUUGUCCCGAAGAGAGAGAAAAAGGAUAAAACACCCAGAGAAGUGAAGAUCGGAGCGAACCAAAUACGUUUUAUAUUGCCCAGAUUGUUGGCCACGGCGGGUUGGAUAAAAGCAGGCUGAAAAAUACUAUAUGAUGUGGAUCUGGUACCUCUUGCUUGGUUCGGGGACGGGCUCAAGCUUGGUUGAGAGCCAGCUCCUUCCGGGGAACAAUUUCACCACAGACUGUAACAACCCAGGGAACUUCAUGUGUGGGGACGGGAAGUGUAUCCCAGGGGCGUGGCAGUGUGACGGAGUGUCCGACUGCUUCGACAAGAGCGACGAGAAAGGCUGCUCCAAGAUAAAGUCCAAGUGUGCUCCGACGUUCUUUGCCUGUGCCAACGGGAUACACUGUAUUAUCGGACGGUUCCGUUGCAAUGGCUUCAGCGACUGUCCUGACGGGAGCGAUGAGAAGAAAUGCACAGGUAACCCGCUGGUGUGCCUGGAGGCCCGCUUCAAGUGUCGUAACGGGCGCUGUGUGGACCGCAGUUUCCUGUGUAAUGGACAGGACAACUGUCAGGACAACAGUGACGAGGAACACUGCCUCACCACCGCAGAAGCUCCAGGCCAGGACUUUGUAACCCUGGACUACCGCAACUACCCUAGCAUCACCUACGCAGUCAUCGGCAGCGCUGUCAUCUUUGUCCUGGUGGUGGCGCUGUUGGCCUUGGUUCUGCACCACCAGAGGAAGCGCAGCGUGCUGCUGCCCCGGGAGAUCCGGUCCUCCUACCACCACCACCACCAUCAGCCCCUGCUGCUAUCCCGCGUGGUCAUCCUGGACCGGGGACACAUCCACCCAGCUGGCCCUGGCCUCUCCCCCACCUCCCCGUCUGCAGAAGCCCAGUUCAGUGCAGGUUCACAAGGGCUACAGAUGCUGUCUAGGACCCUCUACCCUGCAGACAUGUCCAUGGACACACCACCCUCCUACUCCCAGGCCGUGCUGGAUGUCAGCCGGCCUCCCUGGUUUGACCUUCCCCCGCCUCCCUACCUCCCAGACGGGGAUCUGCCGUCAGAAGGAGAGCUGCCCCAGUACGAAGCCCCCACAGAGCCCUCCACUCAGCCCAGCACACGUCUCUCUGAGCCCUCUACACCCAGAACUGUGGCCCCAGGCUUGUCCUGGCCUAGCUUCAGCUCCAGAGAAGAGUCGGACUAGCUGUAGUCCUCCUCUGAUGACUGCAUGUACAUAGGACCACAAAACCCAGCCUCAGGGCUGUGGAAGGCUGAAGAGAGAGGAGCUGUUCAAUUUGGGAAGACCCAAUGGAUUGUCCUGCCUAAUGUAAGAAUGAGAGACAAGGCUCUAGUCUACCGAUAACUACAACUGACUGACUAAGGCACUUGGAAUGAUUGCUAUUAUAUGCUGGCACCCUCUGCUGGAAAUUUCUCUACAUAUCCCCUGACUGGGUUGCUCACUUAUUCAAUCAAUCAAUCAUCAGUCAAUUGCAUUUCAUCUGUGGCUAUAUAGUGCUUUUUAUAACUGAAUUUCUCAGUGUGCUUAACAACUUCAAGGGUCUAAACUUCCAAAGACAAAAUAAAGACCACAGCCUCCCAACACUAUGCAUCUCCUGUUGGACUGGUGAAGACCCUGGUUGGUGCGAGAUCCUGGAGCUUGGUUGUGUUGACUGGAUGGAUGGUCAACCUUUAUAGUACAGUCAUUAACAAUGUAGUAUGACUCACAGUAACUAACAUUGUUUGUGGUACUCAUAAAGGGUCAAAUGUCACAUGGUGUUACAGUAGCAGAUGUAUAUGCUGUGCAAACAUAGUGAAAGAGAUACAGGGUCAGAUCUGUAAUGUUACAAUUUAGCACAUUAGGACAACCAGCUAGCCAUAGAAACAUGUGGGUAGUGGACCCCUGGAUAUGGGGCACGUUUUCCUCCCAUCCGUAAUGCAUAAUGCUGGUUCUCUUCAAUCUCUGUUCUCAUUGGCCAUCUCUUUCAUUUCAUAGGGAUAACUGUAUUUCUCUGUCAUAGAGCACUUAUCAUGAUGGCUGGGUUUAUUCAUGUUUUGCCAUGAACUCAAAUGGAAGUAUUAUUUGAGGAAGAUAACGUUUGGAUAAAAAAUUAUCCUACUAAGGUCCCAGAGCAAGUUUGUUUUCAGGGUAUCUGGACCUUUUCAAAGUACUCAAAUAUAAGUUUAACGACUUUGUCUACUGUCCCACUCAGGGUCUAGUUUGACAAAAGUUUAUUGAGGUCAUGUUCUAUUGCCAAUGAGGACAGUCCAUAUUGGUUUGUUUUGAUAUUAUAUCUGUUCAUAUCUGACUCUUUGGCAGAGAGGAGAAGAAUGUUCAGAUUGAACUUCUUGUCUGACGAGUGUUUUCAUGUUUAUUAAUGUUACACUUCUGCCUGAGAGCACAAGACAAACAUUUUGGCGGGGAAGAGAAAAUUACAUUUAAGGAUUCAUUUUCAUUAGUGCAUAAAGAGGAAGUGUAGAAAUACAUCAGUAGUAGCUUUGUCAGGAAAACAAAUGACGAGAACAUCCCCACAGCUAGAAUAUCUAACCAUAGAGAAUACAAGACCCUUCCACUUGGUACCUUGGAACACAAAUGUGUAGAUUGAAAUAAGCAUUUGGGAUCCUCCUCAAGUUCAAAACAUCAUUCAAGUCAGUGCACUAAUUACAGAAGCUGUUCGAUUGGCUCUUUUGUAGUCACUGAACAAAAAGAUCAGCCUUGUUCUCCUUGGUUCUAUAAUGAUGUGUUACUGACUGUACCAUGUACCACCUACCUCCAUGUUUUUCCUGACAAACUGAAAUUGUUGAUAGUCACAUAAAUGGUUGAUCAGAGUAUUGGUGUAUUUCAAUCAAUGCGAAAUGUCAAUCAGAAAAGUUUUUUUUGCUCCACGAAUUACAUUUAGAUACAUUCAUUAUAUACAGUUUUGACUCCAUACAUAUUCACAUGUUAACCCUUUGUAGUGCUUAUUUAAACAGAAUUGUAUGAGAUCAAUGUCCUUACUGGGUUGUUGAGGUAAAUCAAAUUAAAUCACAUUUUAUUUGUCACAUGCGCCUUACCAUGAAAUGUUUACUUACAAGCCAUUAACCAACAAUGCAGUUAAGAAAAAUAGGAGUUAAGGAAAUAUUUACUAAAAUAAACAUGUGUAAAUAAAGUUAGACAAGCAUUUUUGUAUGGAGCUCUAGAAGUGACUGAUUUACCUACAGUGCCUUGGUUCAAAUGUCUCUCUUACUGUAUUUCUUGGAUUCAUACUCAACGACUCACUGAUAGGAUUCCAACUGACUCAUAGGAUUCCAACUGACUCGUAGGAUCCCAACUGACUCGUAGGAUCCCAACUGACUCGUAGGAUCCCAACUGACUCAUAGGAUCCCAACUGACUCGUAGGAUCCCAACUGACUCGUAGGAUCCCAACUGACUCAUAGGAUCCCAACUGACUCAUAGGAUCCCAACUGACUCAUAGGAUCCCAACUGACUCAUAGGAUCCCAACUGACUCAUAGGAUCCCAACUGACUCAUAGGAUUCCAACUGACUCGUAGGAUCCCAACUGACUCGUAGGAUUCCAACUGACUCGUAGGAUCCCAACUGACUCGUAGGAUCCCAACUGACUCGUAGGAUCCCAACUGACUCGUAGGAUCCCAACUGACUCGUAGGAUCCCAACUGACUCAUAGGAUCCCAACUGACUCAUAGGAUCCCAACUGACUCAUAGGAUCCCAACUGACUCAUAGGAUCCCAACUGACUCAUAGGAUCCCAACUGACUCAUAGGAUCCCAACUGAUUCGUAGGAUCCCAACUGACUCGUAGGAUCCCAACUGACUCGUAGGAUCCCAACUGACUCGUAGGAUCCCAACUGACUCGUAGGAUCCCAACUGACUCGUAGGAUCCCAACUGACUCGUAGGAUCCCAACUGACUCGUAGGAUCCCAACUGACUCAUAGGAUCCCAACUGACUCAUAGGAUCCCAAAUUCUCUAACUGCCAUUCCUAUUAUGCAGAUUAUUUUCUGAAUUUGCACAAUAGCUAUCUGACUGAUUCAAUUGACACCCAAUAAUGUUUGGAUAAAGAAGAAAAUUACACUUUAUUUUUAUUUUUUAUAAGUGUCCCAAUUCAUUGUUUAGAAAUGUGUAAGUUGCAUGAGACUGUACAGAUGUGAGAGAGAAGACUGUCAUUGUCUCUCUGCCUCUGUCUGUCUGCCCAGUAACUAGUAUUAUUCAUUGACUGACUAGUGAAACGUCUAUCUGAAGGAUCUGUGCAUAUGUAGUGUGGUUGUCGUGUCAUUUCAUUUCAGAACUUGUCAAGGGUUUCAUGUGACCAUGUAUGUAGAGAGAGAGAGAUAUUUAUUUAAAAGCAGCAUAUUUAGACUUUAAACUAAUAUAAUAAUAUUUAACUAUGAAACGUGUUACUUUGGAUGGUACCUCUGUCUUUUGUCCAUAUCCCCAGCAGUCAUCAGGCUGGUGGCAUUAUUAAACAACAUGGAAACCAAAGAUUAUCACUCAUCAUCCCCAUAAAACCCAGAAGAUAAGCCUUACUCUCCAAAGUCCUAUCCAUAAACAGUGUUGUGCCUCGUUUUGUUUCAGAUACCUAGCUGACUAGAGAAUGAAGAGUUGUAUUACUCGUAUACAAAGGGGGAAAUCCUGUUCAUCACUAGAUAAUUGGAGAAUGAUACUCAGUCUCAGGAUGAAUCUGCUCACAGCUGGGUUUUAUUCACUAGGAACCAGCAGAAGCAAACAGGCUGAAACGGGGAUGACUACCUGAAAUUUUCCAAUAAAAAGUGUUUUUCUUUUCCGUUGCAAAACGUUUUGCACUAAUGAAUAAAGUCCUGGUCUGUUGCGUUUCAGUUACAACUUGUUACACUUUUCACGUCACUAUAUCCGUUUGGUUUGUGACAGUGAUUACUGAUUUGUUGUUCCACCCUGUUGGACCCUUGUUUCGUGUUUAUCAUUUAUUAAUUACCUUUUUGUUUGUAAUGAAAUAUAUUCUGUACAUUGAAAGUAAUAUAAAGUGUUUCUGAUUCAAA